AUGCUCGCCACCGGGCGGCUACUCGGGCGGCGGCUCUUCUCUUCGAGCGCCGUCUGCGCCACGCAAAAGCGCACGGAAACGAUCCCCACGCCAGAGGAGGCCGGCUGGGCGUUCAACCACGUCGAGAAGAAGAAGGGGAUGUACAAGCCGAAGCACAGCACCCAGGAGCAGAUCGAGUACAUGAAGUCAAAAGCCUACUUCGACGCCUACAAGGGCCUGGCCGUCUACAGAUGGUACAAGCGCAACCUGAAGGGCCAAUCCAUCAUCCAGCCGCCACCUCGACUCUUCUGUAUCGACAAGCACGGCCGCUUCAACGUCAACCACGCGUGCCCAGUGUGCAGAGACGAGUAUCUCUUCUUCGACUUCCGGAACCCGGACCUGAUUCUGCAAUUUUUACAAGAUGGCACCGUGCAGCCGUUGGACAUCCUGAAGACCGGGCUCUGCCGCGAGCAGUACGCGCUGUUGAGGGCACAACUUUUGAAGGCGAAGGAGCACGGCACGAUCACGUUUGGUGUGGAGUUUAGAAAUUUCGACUAUCGACAAUACUACCCGUGGUGGAGCCAGGAGCCGCCAAGACAGGUGACGCGUGGCGGCCUGACCCUGCCCGACAUCCACCCGGACCCGCUCAUCGAGUUCGACGCGUUCAAGCCCGAGCAAAAUACGUGGUGGGACCAGUACUGGCUGCGGCACGACAAAUUCGCGAAGAAGGCCAAG
Messenger RNA from Mesorhabditis spiculigera, 714 nucleotides. The record is from the annotation of a GenBank genome assembly. NCBI's taxonomy places the organism in Eukaryota, Metazoa, Nematoda, Chromadorea, Rhabditida, Rhabditidae.